AUGACAAACCCAAUGAUGUCUGUGAACUCUUUACUGACAUCAGGACAGCAGAAGGUCCCAAUGGUUCCCUCUCCAUUUGGGCCUCCAAUUGUGGACAGAGAUGUCUUGUCUUCCAGUAUAGCUCCAACUGACCCAAGCCAGUUUUGUGUUCCUUCCCAGUUUGGAUCCUCUGGUCUCCCAAAUGCAAAUAUGCCAAACCCGCUAUCCAGUCACUUCUACUCAGGUAUGAGCAAUGAGCACUUGACCCAGGCUGUGGAUCCCUGUGAACAGGCAGAAAUGGAAAUGUAUUCUCUUUACCAGCAACGUAGAAUGGAAAGAGUUAAUCCCAAAGGACUCUCUGGCCUGGGGAUACCACUCUUCUAUGGGUCAAGUUGCCUGGGUGGCCCCACAGGUUUCCAGGGCAGGAGCACACUGCCGGCCAGUGAUGUGCAUUUGCACAGGAGCACCUUGAGACACCUUCAGGGAAACCCUAUUCUGCUAGCAACUAGACCCCACUUUACAGAGUGCUGGGGCCAGAAAUACCGACUCAGGAGAGGUGCCGUUUACCAGAAGCCUCCAGAGAGUAACACUGAGAGUUUCAAAAGUCAAGCAGAAGAAAAAAGCUCAAGCCAGAUGCCCGCAGUUCCCUAUGAGGAGGAAGAGUAUAUCAAAGAUCCAGACAUCGAGGUAGACAACCAGCAGAAGCCAAGGGUCACUGAUGCAAAGCCAACUACGGUUCUCACCAACCCCCACAGAGAACUCCAUACACACCAGAGGAAACCAGAGUCUUCCCUGGAGGCAAACGCAUGGGAUGAUGGGAAGGGAAAGCCCUCCGAACAGGUCUAUGAAGGCUGUGAUGGAAAGAAUGGGGUUUUCCGGCCAGUCUCCAUCCUGCCUCUGUCAGGAACACAUGAGCGGGUUGCACUCAGAGAAAACUGUUCUUUGUCUGAUAUUCAGAAGUGGACUGUGGACGAUGUGUAUGACUUCAUCAGAAGCCUUCCAGGCUGUGCAGACUAUGCCCAGGUCUUUAAGGACCAUGCAAUUGAUGGAGAAACACUGCCCCUUCUCACAGAACAGCAUCUUCGAGGCACCAUGGGACUCAAGCUGGGGCCAGCACUAAAAAUUCAGUCUCAGGUAUCUCAGCAUGUGGGAAAUAUGUUCUGUAGAAAACUUCCUUCACUUCCCACCCAUGCAAGGCAAGCAUUUGAUCAGCCAGCAGACACAUCCCCUCUUUUGGACAUUAGUUCCUGGAGUGAUGGUUUGAGCAUUCCUGGUCCCCAGGAUCUAAUGAGUCCUAAAAGAACUGAGCAAGACGUUAUAAGAAAUUAA
Messenger RNA from Mus caroli (Ryukyu mouse), 1308 nucleotides. NCBI's taxonomy places the organism in Eukaryota, Metazoa, Chordata, Mammalia, Rodentia, Muridae. The record is from RefSeq and is a predicted model, not a curated record.